GAUGCUCUGAUUUUACGUUGGUCCUUCUAAAACUUGGAUCUUAGGUUAGCGGCAAGAGUGAGAUAUAAAUGCAACGAGAGGUCUAAUUUAUUUGAUUGAAGUAUAAAGAAAGACGACUAGCUGAUUACGUAUCGACCAUCUCAAACUAGAGAUUCCUCCUCCGUCACCUGCUCACAAAAAAAAAAAAAAAAAAAAAACAGCAAGAACUCCCAAACAGGAAAUUGGGGGCGUGCAAUAAAAUCUUUCCCUUCCUUCUUUCCUGCGUAAAGCUCCGCCUCCACUAAAGCACUCAGUAGGAAACCUGCAGUAGCUGUGGAGUGUUGGUGUGUGCUUGUGGAUCGGUGGUUGUUGACGUGAAUAAUAGGAGGUUUGAAGAUGAGUUCACGAAGCAGGAGCAAUAGCAGGAGCAGGAGUAUGAGUCGGAGCCGGAGCAGGAGUCCCCGAGAUCGCAGAAUCCGAUCUCGACGUAAUUCUUAUCGUGAUGCUCCUUAUAGGAGAGAGACACGUCGUGGUUUCAGCCAAAGCAGUUUGUGCAAUAACUGCAAGCGUCCUGGCCAUUUUGCGAGAGAAUGCCCCAAUGUAGCUGUUUGCAAUAACUGUGGUCUUCCUGGGCACAUUGCAGCAGAGUGCACCACACAGUCACGCUGUUGGAAUUGUCGAGAACCUGGGCAUGUAGCCAGCAACUGUCCCAAUGAGGGCAUCUGUCAUUCAUGUGGCAAGUCAGGGCAUCGUGCCAGAGAUUGCUCAACUCCUGAUAUGCCACCUGGAGACUUGAGGCUUUGCAACAAUUGCUAUAAGCCAGGACACAUUGCAGCUCAAUGUACAAAUGACAAAGCAUGUAAGAACUGCAGAAAAACAGGCCACGUAGCACGUGAUUGUCAGAAUGAACCUGUUUGCAACUUUUGUAACAUAGCUGGGCAUGUGGCAAGACAAUGUCCGAAGGUCGAUAUUCAUGCAGAGAGGGGUGGUUGGGGUAGGCACAAUGGUUAUCGUGAUCUGAUCUGCCGAACCUGCAACCAGGUGGGUCACAUGAGCAGGGAUUGUAUAGGUCCAAUGAUCAUCUGCCACAAUUGCGGUGGUAGGGGCCACAGGGCAUUUGAGUGCCCAUCUGGGAGAUUUUCCGACCGUGGAUUCCGGAGGUACUGAUGCUACACAAAUGGCUGUUUGGUUUUGUGAGUUAUGUAUUAAUAUUAACGAAAUCUAUGUGUACCUGUCUGUUUGUUGGCUGUAGCCUAAAAAUCUAGGCAAUUGAACUAUGGUUCUGUACCAAAUUGCGUGAUACCCUGAAAGGAUGUCGUUCUUAGAUCCUAUUGUUUCUUCUUGUUUUUGGUUUAAACACUAGAGAAUACGUGUAUUCCAUGAAAUGGCAAUUUUGCUAUGGCUGUGUUGAUUUAAAUUUGAUAGAUUAACGUUUGCGAGUAA
Messenger RNA from Ricinus communis (castor bean), 1422 nucleotides. RefSeq names its product zinc finger protein GIS2. The transcript has 4 exons. The record is from RefSeq and is a predicted model, not a curated record. NCBI's taxonomy places the organism in Eukaryota, Viridiplantae, Streptophyta, Magnoliopsida, Malpighiales, Euphorbiaceae. Gene Ontology annotation, molecular function: nucleic acid binding; zinc ion binding. Bases 376 to 1146 code for a protein of 256 amino acids.